Molecule: messenger RNA, 2169 nt
Organism: Solea solea (common sole)
Lineage: Eukaryota; Metazoa; Chordata; Actinopteri; Pleuronectiformes; Soleidae
Product: solute carrier family 66 member 2
Exons: 5
Coding region: 218-952 (244 amino acids)
Biological process (GO): retrograde transport, endosome to Golgi; phospholipid translocation
Cellular component (GO): trans-Golgi network; endosome
Source: RefSeq, a predicted model, not a curated record
ACAAGAAUAGCUGUGUAAACUUGAACGAGUGUGUGUGUGUGUGUCUCCUCCUCCUUCUCCAGUGUGGAGAGGAGGAGUAAUGAUUUCAAAAGUGUGAGCUUGUCCGUGUCAGGGCUCCCAGUGUGUUUUUGACUCGCGUGGGGUGUGUGCGGGUCCCUGUUGAAGUGAAAGCGACUGGGUCUGAGCUGUAGACGCCCCCUGAGCUUCCCUCAGCGUGAUGGAUGCAGAGGUGGUCCUACAGGAGGAGGACAUGGAGGGCUCGUGGACGCUGUUGUCCUGGCUGGCGUCCUGCGUCAUGGUGUUUGGAGGAGUUCUGCCCUACGUGCCACAGUACCAGGAGAUCACCAGGAGCAGCAACAGCGAGGGCUUCUCCACCAGAGUGUGUCUGGUGCUGCUCAUAGCCAACAUUCUGCGCAUCUUCUUCUGGAUAGGGAAGCAGUUUGAGCUGACGCUGCUGCUGCAGAGUGUGGUGAUGAUCCUCACCAUGUUUGCCAUGCUCCACCUGUGCUGCGCCGUCCAGAACACCAACCGUGUGAGCACCAAGCAGCACAGACUCGCAGAUCUGAAUAUUCAUUACUUCUGGAAGUGGACCGCGUUUGAGGACUACCUGCUCUUCUGUUUCGGCUUCACUGUGCUGUGUGCCGUGGUCACGCUGCUGCUGCUCGACUCGCCCGUGUUUGUGGAGACGCUGGGCUCUCUCGCGGUGAUGUUCGAGGCCAUGCUGGGCCUCCCGCAGCUACUGCAAAACUUCCACAACCGCUCCACCAAAGGCAUGAGUGUGAAGAUGGUGCUGCUGUGGAUGGCGGGCGACGUCUUCAAAACCGCCUACUUUGUGAUGAACGACAGCCCCGCCCAGUUCUGGGUUUGCGGCUCGGUGCAGAUCCUGAUCGACGUCGCCAUCCUGCUCCAGGUGCUUUUCUACAACCGGGACACGCGGGUUAAAUUUGGCUGAGCCCAGCUGUUUUCUAUGGACUCUGAAGUCAGUGUAGGUGUAGUUUGUUAUUUGCCCUUUAAUGAACACUUUACCUCGAAAAACGCCAUGGAAUAGAUUUUAGGCUAUUUUAGUGAUUUGCCUCAGCAGAUCUGUGCAGCUGUAACAACCUGUCCUACACCUGCAGCCCUGCUCUGAAUCUGCUGUCUGACUGAUGAGUCUCACCUGACUGCAUUGUUCUCGUUGAUAUAUAGUGACUGUGUAUGUGUGUUCUCUGUGUGUGAGUGAGUUGGGGAGUGUGUUGCCAUGCUUACUGAUGCGUCCAAGAUCGUUUCUUUUUUUUUUUUGCUGUUGGCAUCAGAGCCAAGGCCAAAGAAUGCACAACAAGGAACAGUAACUUCUGUGCAGACCAUCAAUCUGUGUGUUAUGACUCUGUGAGCUGACUGACACGAUGCCACACAGGCUACAUUUGCCCUUAAUCUUUACAGAUACCAAAGCAAUUCAACACAAGUUCAAUAUGACAGUGUUACUGAAUACUUUUUUUUACGUUUUUAACAGCUUUACUGCAAGAAAUGGCCAGAACUUGAACAUUUACCAAAGAAAUGAGCAAGUUUUUUUGUCUGUCAUUUGUCAGCUGAGGCGAUCACAGAGCCGUACAUUCGUGCAUCGACUUCACCGACAGAUAUGACAGACUUACAUCCCAGUAGCCGACUCAAACAAUCUGAUGACGCUGUGAGGACCGUGACCAGAAAAGAACACUGUUAACACUGUUAUCAUUUGUUACUCAUGCUACUUUCACACAUGCAGAGUCAAUGAAACUGACACUUUUCCUAGACACGGAUUUGUUAUGGGAUACAUUUCAGUCAUAACCACGGCAUAGUUAUAGUUAUAGUGUCUAGACUGACCUUGAAAAUAGCAAUGAACAAUUUUGCUUUGAUCAAAUUUAUAGAAAAUACAACCCUGCGGUAUGUGAUUGAUUGAUUAUUUACUAUGUACCCCAGAUACUGAGUGAUAAAAUGUCAGGUUGUAUAUUUUGGUCACAUACCUGUUUAUGCAGUUCUUUAUUUAUUUCAUUAUUUGUUGUGGGACACGGAGAUAAAUAAAAUAUAAAUACAGAAUGCAGGGCUGCGCUACCAGAAUGUCAAAGACUCUUCCCUUCACUCUCAGAAUACUUCAUAGUUGUCCCUCUCCUAAUGUUUUGUAUAUGUGGGGGCCCCCACUUUUUAACCCUUGGAUGC